Messenger RNA from Caenorhabditis elegans, 6596 nucleotides. It is a transcript of the gene pifk-1A, whose product is annotated as 1-phosphatidylinositol 4-kinase. Lineage: Eukaryota; Metazoa; Nematoda; Chromadorea; Rhabditida; Rhabditidae. The record is from RefSeq and is marked reviewed.
UGCCUCCGGUUUUCCGAUAAAUGGACUGAAAAGACCGAUUUUUUCUAUUUUUUCUCGAUUUUCCAUGAAAAAAUGCGAGAUAUCGAGGAUUUUGUGUUCACAAAUAAGCAAUGUCUGGCGAUUUGCAUUGCUCAAAAUGAAAACACGAAAUUAUCGCAAAUUUUCAAUCUUCUCGCGCUGGACGACAAGGAAGAGCAAUUCGAAGCUCAGCCGUUAAGCCAUAAUGUCAGAUGUUCACUAAUAGCGAUCGCAAAUUAUUUAUUGCAUAGCCAUGGACAGCACGCCGAUGAGCUUGUUCCAAUGCUGCUCCGUGCUCUAAUUGCUCUUCCGCACAUGAAAUGGAUUGAUGAUGGGCUUUUGAACAAAUCUGAUAAAAUCCCUAUCCAAGAGCAAUUCUCGUUCUGCUUCAACACUUCACUAUCCGACUUGGCCGCCCAUCUUCCACGAUUCCGCCAACAAAUCGUUUCAGCUCAAGCGGAUGCUCUCGCCUGUGCAGUUUCAUCAAUUUACGAUGUUUUGGAGGAUCAGGAGAGCCUGGAGCACAAUUAUUCGCAUGUGAUUAAGCUUAUGUGCUAUGCUCUGGGACUUUUACGCUCAAUUGGACGAUUUUCAGCUGACUAUGAUACUCCGCUAAUUUCCCUGAUUUUUCCGCUACCCGUGGAUGAAACUAAAAAGUGCAAGGGCGCUGGUGGAGCGGAUAUAAAACACCGAAUCAGCAGCGACGAAUUCACCUUCGACACCUCCUGUGAUGCUUCUUCCUCCGAUCCCCUUCUUCUCACCGACUCAAAAUCCUCCCGUCUCAUCCGAAUGUAUAAUAAGCUCGGAGCAUCAUUCCUGCUCAACAACUACACCGGAGGCCUGAAGCUCACGAUGAGCUCCGAGGAUCUCGAGAAGCUCUUCGAUUCGGUGCAGCGAUUGAUGGAUUCAAAGUUUCUAGAGUCGCUCGACGAGAUUUCCGGGGAGAUAUUUAGUGGUGGAAGUGGUGUGAAACGGAAUCCGUACAAAUCAAUGUCAGAGAUCACGAAUUUGUGCUGUUUAACUCUGCUAAAAGACGUGCUGGGGCCUUAUUCAGUGAAAAAUUCCGAUAAAAACCAGGAAAAUUGUGGAAAUUCGCUACAAGAAGCUUCUCCGAGCUCUCCAAUCUCCGAAAAAUUCGCCAAAGAAAUUAGUAUUUUCUCGAAAACAGCACUUUCCAAGCUGGACGCCGAGCUCUCUUCCCUUCAACAUUCCUCCGAAUCGAGCCUUUCCACAGAAGUAUCCCGUCAAAAAUUGAAUAUCCAAUCAGCUACAGUAUGCCUGCAGCUGAUCGCGUGGGCGGCGAUAGAUGAUAUGGACGCCGAUGCGAUUUGCACUGAGAUUAUAGUUCGAUUAUUCGCCAAUCAGACUCAGAAAACGAUAAUUUCACAAUUGCCACUCUACCUAAAAGCCAUUUCAAGUAUGGCGACACUUGCGGAGAAAUUCCCGGCUGUGGCGACGACGGCGGUUAUUCAGAAUUUGCAGAGAUUUCUGCUGGAACCGGCGCCAAUGUUGACUAAGUUGGCGUCGGAUUCGACGUUAGAGAGGGGAAAGUCGGCUGGAGACGUUAUUCAGCAUUCCAAAUCGAGUAACAACUUGAUUGACGCCAUCACCAAAAGAAAACUAUCUCUCGAUGCACUUCGUAAUUCAGCGAUAAAAGCAAUCUGCAGAGCAUUAAAAUCGUCAAUUCGAAUGGAAAGUGAUAGUGUUCAACAGUGUUUGGCAGGACUUUCAACGAAACUUUUCGUCUGUUCAAAUGCCAAUAAUUUUGUGGUCUCCCUUGUAUGUGAGAAUGCAAUUCAAACAUUGGGAGGAAUUGGUGUUGGAUUAGUUGAUUCGACUGCUGUCGAAGUACCUGAAAUGGUGGUUCAAAUCUAUCUGCAACGAUUCGCGAAUCCGCCGUCUCAAUUGGAUGUGACUAUGAUUCGUUGUCUAGCCGAGAUGUGGAUAGCCGGAGCGAGAUCGAUCUACGAAAAUGUGUGGAAGCUGUUCACCCAGAUCUGCAUAGAAUCAUCGAAUCGUGUCUAUAGUCAGGGAAAUAAUGAAUCGAAUGAUCAGAGAUACACACAUGUUUCACUGGCUGUUGACGUGGCAAUGAGUCGAAUGGCUGCCGGGGUGGCUAAUGAAGAUGAUAAAAUGACACUUCUUGUUAGACUACUAGAGUUAUUCGUUCAACUUGGAAUCGAAGGACGACGCGUCGGCGAAAAAGUUUCAAAGAGUACUGUAAAGAUGUCAACCAGCGCUGGAAACCUCGGAGUCCUCAUGCCAAAGAUCGCCUCCCUACUCCGUCGAAUGCAGCCAAUCUCCGAGCCAACUACGAAGCUCCGCUCUCUGUUCCGCGAUUUUUGGUUCUAUUGCACGGUGCUCGGCUUCGACGUGGAAUCCUCGAGCUUAUGGCCCGAGGAAUGGUAUAAUGCCGUUUGCGAGACGGCCACAAAGACGCCCGUCCUAAUUGCAACCGAAAAUUUGAGAUCCGAGCUAAUCGAUAAUGCGGCGAUCCGAAGUGAUUCGAUUUCUCCACAGGAGCUUCAGGAGAUGAGGAAUACGGUGCUCGCGGAGCUGAGUCAUCAGGCUGAAGCUGUUCCACUAAUCAAUAGAUUCGACUUUGCCAAUUGCACAUAUCUCCUUUCGGUUCAUCGAAUGGAAACGAUGCGGCUGAUCCAUGCGAAUCAUGUGGAUGCAUUCAGCUCAUUCUUCAAAUAUAUCGAGGAUAAGACGAUGCGGAAAGAUAAAUCCGGCCUCUGGACGUGUAUGCUUGCAGCAGCUCCACGAAUAUUCCUCGAGUGGUGCGAAAAAAUGAUGAAGCGACGGGACAACGAUGAGCCGACGGAAGAAGCGCUGGUUUGGCAUGCUCAAUUCCUGCUAUUCAAGUUCAAUCAUCAUCUCCGAGAAGUUCGGAAAGUCGCUGAUGCAUGUCUUUCCCAGCUUGUCAAAGCGUUUCCGUAUCUUCUAUGGAACACGAAAGUUCUCACAACAAUACUUCGUCUUCUUCAGGAACUUGAGGAUAAUCUGCAGAAGGAUCCGACGUGCCGCGAGCCACAGUUCACAAUCGAGGGAUUCGGUGGAUGGACUAUUCAACUUCAGGACUCUAUCGAAGGUCGUCGAUCCGUUGUGAAAGACUUUUCAAUGAGAGUUAAGCAGAUUCUCAAGGAAGCCUUAAGAUGGGCGCCUGCCUCGACGCAUAGCAACUUGCUAGAGUAUGUAUCGAAGUUCGGUUCGGAGAGAGACGCCGCUAUGCAACUUGCGAUUGAUGCAACUAGUGAAGGAUCGGGAAAAAGUGGAUCCUACCUAACAUCCCUCUACAAAAGAAGUAACUAUCUCGGUCAAGUCAAAGGAAUGCUGGCUACUACUCUUAGUGGAGAUAUUGAUCAGGUUACCGCUGAGAAUCAACUCAUCGAUCGCCUGGAGAAGGACUUCCAAAGGGCCUGCAAAUCUGGGAAAGACAUGGAAAUGGAGCAAGCCGUCCUCCUUCUCACAGCUCUCUUUGUUAGCCUGAGAUCCCUUAACGAACGGAUUCUAAGCCUGCUAGUUCGAACGCCGCUCCUCAAUUUCACCGAAUCCACCGUCUCCCUGUGUACGAUGGCUUGGAAUUGGCUGCUCAGCGCUCGGCCUGAAGCUCACAGCUUGUUCCUCCACGAACAGGCUCGUGCGUUCGCCGACUCUUCUCGAUUCGGCUUGGGACUUUUUGAGAAGGAAGUUGUCGGUGGCUCUCCGCUAUGCCAGAAGCUUGAACGUCCCCCGCCGUCUGCAAACUUCCGGCCACAUCGAGAAUGGAUCGAGUUUAUCGGUGAACGAUGUGACGUCGCAUCCUACUCGUCUAGAGAGCAGCUUGACGUUCUUGAAAUGAUGUUCUCUCAGACUCUAUCGGCUCACAUUGGAACCGGUCAUUUGCAUGGCUCAACAGCUUGUAGCAAUCCUGCAAGCCUUGCUGGCCCAUCGAGAAAGGAGACUAUUAACCAAGUGACGCGUGGAAUUGAAGCAGUCGGAGUACGGUUCCGGUUGCUAUCCUGUGUGCUCGGUAUGGUCCAACAAGACGCUUGUUUGCUCCGACCAACAAAUGUUCUGAUUCGCCAGCGCGUCUACUCGUGUGCAUUCCACUACUUCACGAUCGCCCCGCAAGGUCCUACUCAGCCCGAGGAGAGGCUUCGAGAGGAUAUUCGAUUAUUGACGAGAUUCUUCGAGCACUUGAAGAAUGACAAGCAUUACAUGCAGAAGGAGGCCCUGGCGAAGACUGAUAAGAAUUUGGUGAUGUCGAGUACAAUGUCGCAGAUGCAAACGAAUUUUGAGAAGAGCCUACUGAUAAGUGGGACUCCGGUUACGGCAACUGCGGCUGGGACACCGAAUACAUCACUGAUGCUUCCACCAUCUACAAAUUACGCGAACACCCUGACGCUAUCCUCCCAGAAGUCAAUGGCUGCUACAAGUGCGUCUAUUCGAAGUGGAAAAUCGAUUGAAACCAAGCUAUCGAUUGAGGAAGACAGACGCAUCAAGACAUGGAUGAAACAGCGUAACAUGCUAAUGUUACUCGUUGCUAAUGAAAUCGAGCGGCUCAGUGCUUGGCUCCAUCCGCUAGCGUUGGCUCAGGAGGAUUGUGCUCUGGACUCUGAGGAGUUUUUGAGAGGGGCGUUCACUCAGGCAAAGGCGACCGGCGGUGAGAAGAAUAUAUGGAGAGAGCAGGCCCAACUGGCGUGGGAUAUAUCCCCGGAGCUUGCUAUUCAACUGCCAUCGAGGUUCCGUGGAUCGCCGGAGCUCGUGAAAUAUGUUGAUGUGCUGGUCCGAGGGCAGCCUGAACCGGUAGCCCAUAUCCCGGAGGCUCUUCCACUAUUCCUUGGAAAUGGAUCUACGGUUUUUGAGACAUCGGAUAUGUCACAUGUGCUCACGUGGGCUCGAUGCUCACCGGUGAUGGCGUUGUCGCUGCUGACACCUCGGAUCUACCCGAUGCAUCCGAUUUCGAUGCAAUACGCGGUUAGAGUGCUGAGAAGUUACUCGGCAGAUGAGCUUCUGUUGUAUAUUCCGCAGAUUGUGCAGGCUGUUAGAUACGAUACAAUGGGAUACAUCUCAGAACUAAUAAUAUGGCUUGCCGGACAUUCUCAACUCCUUUCUCAUCAAUUAAUUUGGAAUAUGCAAACGAAUAUGUUCACAGAUGAGGAGAGUAAAGUCAAGGAUCCUGUUCUAUUCGAAGCGCUGAAUGAUAUUAUGCAAAAAAUUUUAUCUCAGUUGGAAGGAGCCGCCCGUCGAUUCCAUGAAGCCGAAUUUAAGCUUUUCCAUCAACUUACAGCCAUCUCCGGAACCAUUAAGCCUUUCCCGAAAGGCGAUGCUCGCAAAAAAGCGUGCCUGAAAGCGUUGGCUGACGUGAAAAUUGAGACGAUUACGUAUUUGCCGUCGAAUCCGGAAGCGGUUUUGCUGGAUUUGGACUAUUCGUCUGGAACACCCAUGCAGUCAGCUGCGAAGGCACCGUUUUUAGCUCGAUUCCGUGUAAAACGAUGUGGAGUCCGCGAACUAGAGCACAUCGGACUUCAAGCCCAAUCGGAGCACGGCGGAAAAACGACAGAAGCGGAUCUAGAAGAGCUCAAAAAAGUGCAAGACAGUCGUGUCUGCUGGCAAGCCGCAAUUUUUAAAGUCGGUGAUGAUGUUCGUCAAGAUAUGUUGGCUCUGCAGCUUAUGCAGCUUAUGAAGAAUGUUUGGGCCGGUCUUGGGCUCCCUGUUCGAGUUUUUCCUUAUCGAGUUGUUGCCACAUCGCCAGGAUGUGGAGUUAUCGAGUGUGUACCGAAUUCGAAGAGUCGAGAUCAACUGGGAAGACAGACUGAUUUUGGAUUAUAUGAAUAUUUUAAGACGCAAUACGGCGAUGAGAGUAGUGAGACAUUCCAAGAAGCAAGACGAAAUUUUGUGAGAAGUAUGGCUGCUUAUUCGGUGUUCAGUUUCUUGCUACAGAUUAAGGAUAGGCAUAAUGGAAAUAUUAUGAUCGAUUUGGAUGGACAUAUUAUUCAUAUUGACUUUGGCUUCAUGUUCGAGAGCAGUCCCGGCGGAAAUCUAGGCUUCGAGCCAGACUUUAAGCUCAGCGAAGAGAUGGUCGCAAUAAUGGGUGGAAAAAUGGAAGCGGCACCAUUCCGGCAAUUUGCUUCCCUAUGUGUUCACGCGUAUCUCGCUGUUCGACCCUAUCACAAAUCAUUCGUUUCACUUGUUUCAUUGAUGUUGGACACACAUUUGCCAUGUUUUAGAGGAAAAACUAUUAAUCAACUGAGAGCCAGAUUUGCACCUGAAAUGAAUGAAAAAGAUGCGGCGAAAUACAUGUACUCGGUGAUCACCAACUGCUUCCUGAAUAUUCGCUCGAAAAUGUACGAUCAACUGCAAUAUUUCCAGAAUGAAAUUCCAUAUUAAAAAUUUGCCAAAACCAAAAAAUUAAUUUAUUUAUUUCUCCAUUUUUUCCCCACCCGCUGCCAGUUUUUUCUUCUUGUGUUGCUAUAAUUUUAUUUAUUUAUUUCUAAUUUAUUUGAAUCCCCCGCUCCCAAUGUAUAAUAGUGAUUUUAGGUUUUCGGUGUAUAGUUUUAGAAAAAUUCGCUUUAAAAAAUCGAUAUUUGCUC